AUGGACUCCGCCCGGGGCUGGCUCCAGAAGCUGCAGCGGGACAAGGACAAGGGCAAGCCGGGGAUGUCGGCGGAGGGUGGCGAGGGGGACGGGGAGGUCGUGUCCAGCGCCUCCAAGCAGAAGGCGGAGGCGGCCAAGCAGUGCAUCGAGAACCACUACAGGGAGCAGGCCAGAUCGAUGCAAGAGCGCAAGGAGAGGCGUUUGAUGCUGGAGAAGAAGCUUGCUGAUGCUGAUGUAUCCGUAGAGGAGCAAAAUAAUAUCCUGAAGGAUUUAGAAAAAAAAGAGACAGAAUACAUGCGCCUAAGGAGGCACAAAAUGGGCGUCGAUGAUUUUGAAUUGCUGACCAUUAUUGGGAGAGGUGCUUUUGGAGAGGUGAGACUCUGUAGAGAAAAGACUACAUCUAAUGUAUAUGCGAUGAAAAAGCUCAAGAAGUCUGAAAUGUUACGAAGAGGCCAGGUUGAGCACGUGAGAGCUGAAAGGAACCUCCUUGCAGAGGUUGACAGUGCUUAUAUAGUUAAGCUCUAUUGCUCAUUCCAAGAUGACGAGUUUCUGUACCUCGUUAUGGAGUAUCUUCCUGGUGGUGACAUGAUGACUCUACUUAUGCGCAAGGAUACACUGACAGAGGAGGAAUCUUCGUUUUAUGUUGCGGAGACAAUACUAGCCAUUGAAUCCAUUCACAAGCAUAAUUAUAUUCAUAGGGAUAUCAAGCCUGACAAUUUAUUGUUAGAUCGAACUGGCCAUCUGAAGCUUUCAGAUUUUGGCCUAUGCAAGCCUCUAGAUAGUAGCAGCUUUCCAAAUUUUACUGAAUUCGACAAUGCAGCGGGAAAUAACUCCAAUUCAUCAGCAGAUGGUGAUAAGCCAUUAAGUAGCCCUGCUGUUCCCAGGCGGACACAGCAGGAACAGUUAUUACAUUGGCAAAAGAAUCGCCGGAUGCUGGCUUAUUCAACUGUUGGUACACCUGAUUACAUUGCUCCGGAGGUCCUAUUGAAGAAAGGAUAUGGAAUGGAAUGUGACUGGUGGUCACUUGGGGCCAUUAUGUAUGAGAUGCUUGUCGGUUAUCCGCCAUUUUAUUCCGAAGAUCCAAUGUCAACAUGUAGGAAGAUAGUAAAUUGGAGAAGCCAUCUUAAAUUUCCCGAAGAGGCCAAACUUUCACCAGAAGCUAAAGAUCUAAUUAAUAAGCUAUUAUGUAAUGUGGAUCUGAGACUUGGGAUGAAAGGAGCACAUGAGAUAAAGGCUCAUCCAUGGUUUAGAAGCAUUGAAUGGGAAAAGCUAUAUCAGAUGGAAGCAGCUUUCAUACCUGAAGUUACUGAUGAGUUGGACACACAGAACUUUGAGGAUUUUGAGGAGACCGCGCCUCCCAUGCAAACUUCAUCAAAGGCAGGUCCUUGGAGAAAGAUGCUUUCCUCCAAGGACAUGAAUUUUGUCGGUUAUACUUACAAGAACUUUGAAAUAGUGAAUGAUCCUGAACUUCCAGGAAUAGCUGAAUUGAAGAAAAAGAAUAACAAGCCAAAACGACCAACCAUCAAAUCAUUAUUUGAGUGCCCUGAAAGCGAUGACCAGCCUGAAGGCAGUUUCCCAGGCCAAUUGUCGCCACAACUAGAGUUGUCCGAGAGCCCCUCACCUCAUUCUAGUAUCUCCUCUGAAGAUUCCCAAGCACAACAUAGAUAGCAGGCAUAUAUUUUCUUGUACCUGUCUUCUGUAAACAAAAGCAGAAAAAGUAACAACAGGAUUUUGGUCCUUCACAUAGAUGGAUGGCAGCCUGCUCAAGUGGCUAUUCUGAAAGGAAAAUCUUAAAGAGUAUCUAAAAAGUCCACAUAAUUUGCUUCCGAACAGCCAUUUGAGGUGCUCCAGUAGCCAUUUUGUAUGUUGGAGCAUGCAUCCUGUACAUUGUAACCUCUUUUUAGACAAAUCUACAAUCCCGAGCAGGCUGAUUGACAUACAGAGAGGCAGGGCUCUCCUGUAAAAUCAUGGAUCCUGCGCAAGGUUGAGA
Molecule: messenger RNA, 1990 nt
Organism: Lolium rigidum
Lineage: Eukaryota; Viridiplantae; Streptophyta; Magnoliopsida; Poales; Poaceae
Product: serine/threonine-protein kinase tricornered-like
Exons: 13
Coding region: 1-1668 (555 amino acids)
Biological process (GO): peptidyl-serine phosphorylation; intracellular signal transduction
Molecular function (GO): protein serine/threonine kinase activity; ATP binding
Source: RefSeq, a predicted model, not a curated record